AAUUUUAUUAUGUAUCUUUCUUAUGUAGGUGCAAAUACAUUUCCCAAUUGUAUUUUCAAAAUUUGGAUCAAGUCAUUACAAUUCACGAUCCUGAAAAGCAUAAAUCCAAUACUCGAUUAGAUUCACGAUUUGACAACCUUGUAUACAAAGGAAGGAGAGUAAAAAUAUCCUCCCUAAAUGAUUAUUUUUUCUACCUUGUUUGCCCAAAGAGACGCGCACAAUUGACCUACUACAUGGUCCAUAGAAAAUUUUCUUCCAAGUAGGGACCCACCUGCCGCCUUGUAAACGUUAAGGAGAAAUUUCUGUUCUAUAAAACAUCAAUAUGAAAGGAUAUUCACGAACAGAACCAAAACACACACACAACAAAAGAAAUAAUCAUGGCGAAGUCGUUAGUUAUUGUGCUCUAUACUGCCCUUGUGUGGUGGUGCAACAUUCCGUCCACUUUCGGCAUGAGUACAAAUGAAACUGAUGGACUUGCUUUAUUAGCCUUCAAGGCUGCCAUAGAUGAUCAAGCCUCCUCCUUUGGUGCCCUCAGUUCUUGGAAUGAUUCAAUCCACCACUGUGACUGGAAUGGCAUUCUGUGCAGCCGCCUGCAUCGCGAUAGAGUUGUGCAGUUGAACUUAACAUCCAAAGGCCUUGUUGGAUCACUCUCUCCUCAUAUAGGAAACCUCUCCUUCCUGAGGAGAAUCAUUCUUCCAAACAACAACUUCCAUGGCCCAAUCCCGGAGGAGAUCGGUCGUUUAUUUCGCCUUCAAUUUAUAGAGCUCAGCAACAACUCGUUUGGCGGUGGACUACCCAACAACCUGUCUCGCUGCUCAAAUCUUGAGUACUUGUACUUGGAUAAUAACCACCUGAGUGGAAACAUCCCAACUCAGCUAGGGUCUUUGCCAAAGCUUCGAGAAUUAUUCCUCUAUGAGAAUAAAAUUUCGGGAACCAUCCUUCCUUCCAUUGGUAACCUCUCUUAUCUUGUCAAGCUUUCUAUUUCCCAAUGUAAUUUGCAUGGAGAGAUUCCAGAGGGCAUUGCUAAGCUUCGGCUUUUGAAAGCUCUCAGCUUCGAAGAUAACAAGCUGUCUGGAAAGAUCCCUUCAGUCAUAUACAACAUCUCCACUCUCACUGUAUUCUCACUACAAAUUAACCGACUUGAAGGAAGUAUUCCUCCUGAUAUAGGAUCAAAACUUCCUAAUCUUAUAUUUCUUGGCUUAUUUCAAAAUUCGUUCACAGGGAUGAUUCCUAAUUCGUUGUCUAAUGCUUCUGGUCUUGAAUUUAUAAACUUCGGUGUCAAUAACUUCAUCGGGCCGAUGCCAAAAGAUCUUGGAAAACUUUUGAAUCUUGGAACGAUAAACUUCCAAUUUAAUAGGUUGCAAGACGACCUUUCUUUUAUCUCAUCUCUAACAAACUGCAACCGAUUACGAUUUCUUUUUGCCAACGACAAUCUUCUCAAAGGUACAUUGCCCAACUCCGUAGCCAAUCUUUCUAUCGAUCUUAGCAUCUUGUCUCUAGGGGGGAAUCAACUACAUGGAAGUAUUCCUUCGGGUAUCGGAAACCUCCUCAAUUAUUUUUCUGGCCAUGUUCCCGACACCAUUGGUAGAGUUCAUAAGUUGCAGCAACUGAUUUUACCCAUUAACAACUUCACAAAACUUCCUUCUUCACUUGGUAAUCUAAGUGCACUGAAUCUUCUCAUCUUGGGGCAAAAUAACAUACGCGGAAGCAUACCUUUGAGUCUGGGCAACUGUCAACAGCUGUUAGCAUUAGAUCUUUCUCAUAAUAAUCUAUAUGGUUCAAUACCUCUCGAAAUCAUGAAUCUUUCAUCGAUUUCGAUUUCUUUCGAUUUGGGCUAUAAUUCAUUGACUGGUUCUCUUCCAUCAGAAGUCGGGUCUUUGAAAAACCUCGCAAACUUUGAUGUGUCCAAUAAUAGGUUAUCAGGGUCUAUUCCAAAUUCCUUGAGUGGAUGUUUGAGCUUGGAAGUGCUUCAUUUGGAAGGAAAUUCACUUGAAGGUGAGAUACCUCAAAGUUUGAGCAAGCUUAGGGGUUUACAAGAGUUGGACCUUUCACGCAACAAUUUAACGGGGUUGUUCCCUAAUUAUUUUGGUGAGCUUGCAUUAGAAAAACUGAAUCUGUCUUUCAAUAUGCUGUAUGGAGAAGUUCCAACACAAGGAGUUUUUCGAAAUGCCAAUGCAAUUUCAAUUGUGGGAAUGGAUAAUCUAUGUGGAGGUGUUGCUGACUUAAAUCUUCCUCCAUGCCCAUUCUCAAUGUCCAAGACAAACAAACUAUCUUACAAGAAGAAGAUAAUACUAUAUGUGGUGGUUGCUCUUGUAAUAUCUUCAACUUUGGCAGUUAGCUUUUUUAUGUUUCAUCGCCGACAACGUGUCUCAAGGAAGGAGGACUCUUCUAAGGCAUCUUUCGAACACCAAAUUCUAAGAGUUUCAUAUGCAGAUCUUUUCAAAGCCACCAAUGGAUUUUCAGAGGCUAAUCUAGUAGGGGUUGGGAAUUAUGCUUAUGUUUAUAAAGGGAUCCUUGAUCAAGACAUGAUGGUUGUGGCAGUGAAAGUACUCAAUCUUCAGCUCAAAGGGGCUUUAAAGAGCUUCAUGUUAGAAUGCAAAGCACUUCAAACCAUAAGGCAUCGAAAUCUUUUGAAGGUAUUAAGUGCAUGUUCUAGCAUAGACUUCCAUGGUAAUGAAUUCAAAGCCAUAGUAUAUGAAUUCAUGGCAAAUGGAACAAUAGAUGGAUGGCUGCAUCAAAAUGGAGCAGAGCACGAGUACCUAAAAGCCAUCCAGAGGCUGGACAUUUCUAUUGAUGUUGCUUCUGCACUUGAAUAUCUUCAUUGUGGUUGUGAGUCAACAAUCAUUCAUGGUGAUCUGAAGCCAAGUAAUGUCCUUUUGGAUGAUACAAUGGUUGCCCACGUCGGAGAUUUCGGGUUAGCAAAAAUUAUUUCUGCAGCCUCAACAAAUGUACCGCAACAUCAAAGCAAUUCAAGUGCAAUAAGGGGAACAAUAGGCUACAUCGCUCCAGAGUAUGGCAUGGGUGACAUGGCUUCGACUAAUAGGGAUGUAUAUAGCUUUGGCAUUCUUCUACUGGAGAUGUUUACUGGCAAAAGACCAACUGAUAGUUUGUUUCAAGAUCAUCUUAAUCUUCAUAACUUCGUUAAGAAUGCUUUGCCAGAACGAGUGAUGGAUAUCGUCGAUCCCUCCAUCCAACUGGAGCACAACAAUGGAAGUUCGAUCAACGAUUGCAUGGUUUCCAUUCUGACAAUUGGAGUUGCAUGUUCAUCUGAAUCGCCAAGAGAUCGCAUGGAGAUGGGAACCGUCGUGAGCAAACUGUGUAAGAUUAAAAAAAAAUACUUGGGUGAACGAAGUGUAGAAACAUUGGAAAGUUGAAUUUGCAACAUCAAAACCAAAGUUGUUCCAAUCAGUCGUGUAGCAAAGAUGAGUUUGAGCAAGUCAACUAAAGCACUUGUGUGCCUUUUUGUCCACUGUUCGCGACUACCAAUGCCUUCCGAUAAUGGUACCUCCGCAAUAUGCUACUCCAACAGCCAGUCGAGAACCUGGUUUCUUAAUUUGAAGUAUAUAUAUGUGUUUAAUAUGUGUAAUAGUUGUUCAUCGGUUCAUGUGGAAAGUUUUCAAUUGCGAUUGCAUGCUUAGGAUGUCUACUUUUGCCCUAUGGAACAACAACCUUAUAGUCUUAAUUCCUCUCUAUUUUGAAAUUGCAUGUCGUUAUAGUUCUUGAUCUUAAUUUCCCUAUU
This is a messenger RNA of Rhododendron vialii, 3739 nucleotides long. Its product is annotated as probable LRR receptor-like serine/threonine-protein kinase At3g47570. The record is from RefSeq and is a predicted model, not a curated record. Gene Ontology annotation, biological process: protein phosphorylation. The coding region runs from base 378 to 3374 and encodes 998 amino acids. The transcript is spliced from 3 exons. Gene Ontology annotation, molecular function: ATP binding; protein binding; protein kinase activity. NCBI's taxonomy places the organism in Eukaryota, Viridiplantae, Streptophyta, Magnoliopsida, Ericales, Ericaceae.